CACCGGAAGUGCCCUUUCUCGGCAUUUGUUGGGAAAUCCACGCGAGCGGAAACGUUGCACUAGCUUAACGUGUCCAGCCGUGCAUUUGUUUGUACGCGUGCGCGCUUGCAGUCUGCGUCUAUGUGUCUGUGUGACAAGCAUGUUGCCUUUAUCCAUCAAGGAUGACGAGUACAAACCUGCCAAGUUCAAUUUGCUGCUCAAGCUGUCAGGAUGGAUCAGGUCUAUUUUGUCCGACAAAACGUCGAGAAAUUUGUUUUUCUUCUUGUGCUUGAACCUUUCCUUCGCCUUUGUGGAGCUGAGUUACGGCAUCUGGAGCAACAGUCUAGGUCUGAUCUCGGACUCGUUCCACAUGUUCUUCGACUGCACGGCACUGCUGGCGGGCCUGGCGGCCUCUGUCAUCUCCAGGUGGCGCUCCAACGACAGCUUCUCUUACGGCUAUGUCAGAGCCGAGGUCAUAGGCGGCUUCGUCAACGGACUCUUCCUCAUCUUCACUGCUUUCUUCAUCUUCUCUGAAGGCGUUGAGAGAGCUCUGGAGCCGCCGGACGUUCAUCACGAGCGUCUUCUUCCUGUCUCAGUGGCUGGCCUGCUCGUCAACCUGGUGGGAAUCUUUGUUUUCCAACACGGAGGACAUGCACACUCGCACGGAGAGCAAGGUCACGGACACAGCCAUUCGUUGUUUAACGGCAGCGCGGGCCAUGGCGACCAUGGUGGCCACGCCCAUGACGCCUACGACGGGCACGGCGGUCAUGCCUACGAAGACCACGCGCACCACGCCGGUCACCACGGGCAUAGUCACCAUGAUCCUGACAACGAGCGUCGACCGGGUUCCAGUAAACAGAUCCUCCAAGGUGUGCUGCUGCACAUCAUGGCCGACACUCUGGGCAGCGUGGGCGUGAUCGUUUCAGCUCUUCUGAUGCAGAAUUACAACUUGAUGAUAGCUGACCCCAUCUGCUCCAUGCUCAUCGCGAUCCUCAUUGGAAUCAGUGUGGUCCCAUUGCUGCGGGAGUCCAUCGGCAUCCUGAUGCAGAGAACGCCUCCAUCCCUGGAGCACGCCCUCCCCGAGUGCUAUCAGCGGGUGCAGCGGCUCGAGGGCGUGUACAACGUGCAGCAGCCACACUUCUGGACCUUGUGCAGCGACGUCUACGUGGGAACCCUCAGAGUGGCCGUGGCCCCCGACGCCGACGCCCGCUGGAUACUCAGCCAGACGCACAACAUCUUCACACAGGUGGGCGUUCGGCAGCUCUAUGCAGAAAUUGACAUGGCUGCCAUGUAGAGGCUCCUCCUCUCUGGACUUUGGGACCAAUCACAGUCUGUGGCGGUGAUCUCUGAUCUCACCCGGGGUCACGGUGUGACCUUUCGUGGAUGGGGCCUGACUGUGAUGAACCUGGCCGGAUCGCUCCACCCCCUCCGUUCGGCCCAGCCCUGCCCGCAUGGAGCUUGGAGCAAAUUGUGGGAAAGUGCCUUGGCUAUUCAUCAUGGCCCCGCCCCCUGACACAAUGCUGCUAGCUGAUUGGACCGUGUGUGUGUGUGUACGCCCAUGUGCCAAUCCAUGUGACCAGUCCCCAACAAUAAUAAAAGGUUGAGGUCAA
Syngnathus acus (greater pipefish) is the source of this 1589-nucleotide messenger RNA. RefSeq names its product solute carrier family 30 member 7 (gene slc30a7). Gene Ontology annotation, molecular function: zinc ion transmembrane transporter activity. The record is from RefSeq and is a predicted model, not a curated record. NCBI's taxonomy places the organism in Eukaryota, Metazoa, Chordata, Actinopteri, Syngnathiformes, Syngnathidae. Gene Ontology annotation, cellular component: membrane; Golgi apparatus. The transcript has 11 exons. The coding region runs from base 140 to 1273 and encodes 377 amino acids. Gene Ontology annotation, biological process: intracellular zinc ion homeostasis; zinc ion transport; transmembrane transport.